This is a messenger RNA of Acomys russatus (golden spiny mouse), 1006 nucleotides long. RefSeq names its product estradiol 17 beta-dehydrogenase 5. NCBI's taxonomy places the organism in Eukaryota, Metazoa, Chordata, Mammalia, Rodentia, Muridae. The transcript has 8 exons. Gene Ontology annotation, biological process: progesterone metabolic process; daunorubicin metabolic process; prostaglandin metabolic process. The record is from RefSeq and is a predicted model, not a curated record. Gene Ontology annotation, cellular component: cytosol. The coding region runs from base 39 to 971 and encodes 310 amino acids. Gene Ontology annotation, molecular function: ketosteroid monooxygenase activity; androsterone dehydrogenase [NAD(P)+] activity; aldose reductase (NADPH) activity.
AAGAAGCAGUCUCUCUUUAGUUGGAGGACUGAGUAGCCAUGACAACUAAGCAGCAAACAGUGAGAUUAAGCGAUGGUCACUUCAUGCCUGUUCUGGGCUUUGGUACCUUUGCAGCUUCAGAGGUGCCCAAGAGCAAGGCUACAGAAUUCACCAAAAUAGCUAUAGAUGCUGGUCUCCGCCAUAUUGAUUCUGCUGCUUUGUAUCAAAAUGAAGCAGAAGUAGGAAUAGCCAUCCGAAGCAAGAUUGCAGAUGGCACUGUGAAGAGGGAGGACAUAUUUUACACAACAAAACUUUGGUGUACUUCUCAUCGUCCAGAGCUAGUGCAGCCUUCCUUGGAACAAUCACUGAAGAAACUGCAGCUGGACUAUGUGGACCUUUUCCUUAUACAUUUCCCAAUGGCCCUGAAGCCAGGGGAUGAUUAUCUUCCAGAAGACGAGAAUGGAAAGUUAAUACCUGACUCAGUGGAUUUCUGUGCCACCUGGGAAGCCAUGGAGAAGUGUAAGGAUGCAGGGCUGACCAAGUCCAUCGGGGUGUCCAACUUCAACCGCAGGCAGCUGGAGAAAAUUCUUAACAAGCCGGGACUCAAGCACAGGCCUGUGUGCAACCAGGUAGAAUGUCAUCCUUAUCUCAACCAGAGGAAACUUUUGGAUUUCUGCAAGUCAGAAGACAUUGUUCUGGUUGCUUACAGCGCUCUGGGAAGCCAUCGUGUCAAAGAGUGGGUGGACCAGAACUCCCCGAUUCUUUUGGAUGACCCAGUUCUUGGUACAAUGGCAAAAAAAUACAAGCGGACUCCAGCCCAGAUAGCCCUUCGCUACCAACUGCAGCGUGGGGUUGUGGUCUUGGCCAAGAGUUUCUCUGAGAAGAGGAUAAAAGAGAAUAUUCAGGUCUUUGAUUUUCAGUUGACUUCAGAGGACAUGAAAGUCCUUGACGGUCUGAAUAAGAAUAUCCGAUACAUAAGAGGUUCUACGUAAGUAAUUUCAGUAAACAUAUCUUACUCAACAUUUUU